This is a messenger RNA of Urocitellus parryii (Arctic ground squirrel), 1888 nucleotides long. It is a transcript of the gene Dbh, whose product is annotated as dopamine beta-hydroxylase. Lineage: Eukaryota; Metazoa; Chordata; Mammalia; Rodentia; Sciuridae. Gene Ontology annotation, biological process: norepinephrine biosynthetic process; octopamine biosynthetic process; dopamine catabolic process. The record is from RefSeq and is a predicted model, not a curated record. Gene Ontology annotation, cellular component: secretory granule membrane. Gene Ontology annotation, molecular function: copper ion binding; dopamine beta-monooxygenase activity.
AUGCAGGCCACCAGCCGUCGGUGUCGCUGGGCCAGCAUUCCCGGCCCCAACAUGCGCGAGGCUGCCUCCAUGUACGGCACAGCGGUGGCCAUCUUUCUGGUCAUCCUGGUGGCCGCUCUGCAGGGCUCAGUGCCCCCAGAGAGCCCCUUUCCCUACCACAUCCCCCUGGACCCCGAGGGGACCCUGGAGCUCUCAUGGAACGUCAGCUACGUCCAGGAGGAUGUCCACUUCCAGCUCCUGGUGCGGGGGCUCAAGGCUGGGGUCCUGUUCGGGAUGUCGGACCGCGGGGAGCUAGAGAACGCUGACCUCGUCGUGCUCUGGACAGAUGGGGGCCGCUCCUACUUUGCGGACGCUUGGAGUGACCAGAAGGGGCGGAUCCAUCUGGACAACCAGCAGGACUAUCAGCUGCUGCAGGCACAGGGCACCCCGGACGGCCUGGUCCUGCUCUUCAAGAGACCCUUUGCCACCUGUGACCCCAAGGACUACCUCAUUGAGGAUGGCACUGUCCACUUGGUAUAUGGGAUCCUGGAGGAGCCGUUCCAGUCGCUGGAGGCCAUCAACAUCUCAAGCCUGCACACGGGGCUGCAGCGGGUGCAGCUCCUGAAGCCUGAGGUCCCCACCCCAGCGGUGCCCGCGGACACACGCACGAUGGAGAUCCGUGCCCCCGACGUCCUGAUCCCCAGCGAGGAGACCACGUACUGGUGCUACAUCACCGAGCUGCCACAGGGCUUCCCUCGGCACCACAUCGUCAUGUACGAGCCCAUCGUCACCGAGGGCAAUGAGGCCCUGGUGCACCACAUGGAGGUCUUCCAGUGCGCGGCCACCUUCGAGAGCUUCCCCCACUUCAGCGGGCCCUGCGACUCCAAGAUGAAGCCCCAGCGCCUCAGCUACUGCCGCCACGUGCUGGCCGCCUGGGCCCUGGGCGCGAAGGCGUUCUACUACCCCGAGGAAGCUGGCCUUGCGUUUGGGGGCCCCGGGUCCUCCAGGUACCUCCGCCUCGAGGUCCACUACCACAACCCGCUGAAGAUCCCAGGCCGGCGCGACUCCUCRGGCAUCCGGCUCUACUACACAGCCACGCUGCGGCGCUUUGACGCAGGGAUCAUGGAGCUGGGCCUAGUGUACACACCCGUGAUGGCCAUCCCCCCGAAAGAGACGGCCUUCGUCCUGACCGGCUACUGCACAGACAAGUGCACCCAGCUGGCCCUACCUUCCUCGGGGGUCCACAUCUUCGCCUCUCAACUCCACACACAUCUGACCGGGAGGAAGGUGGUCACCGUGUUGGCCCGGGACGGCCGGGAGACAGAGAUUGUGAACAGGGACAAUCACUACAGCCCUCACUUCCAGGAGAUCCGCAUGUUGAAGAAGGUUGUGUCUGUCCACCAGGGAGACGUGCUCAUCACUUCUUGCACAUACAACACAGAGGACAGGAAGCUGGCCACCGUGGGCGGCUUUGGGAUCCUGGAGGAGAUGUGCGUCAACUAUGUGCACUACUACCCCCAGACCCAGCUGGAGCUGUGCAAGAGCGCCGUGGACCCCGGCUUCCUGCAGAAGUACUUCCACCUGGUGAACAGGUUCAACAGCGAGGACGUCUGCACCUGCCCCCAGGCCACCGUCCCGCAGCAGUUUGCCUCGGUGCCCUGGAACUCCUUCAGCCGCGACGUGCUGAGGGCACUCUAUGCCUUCGCGCCCAUCUCCAUGCAUUGCAACAAGUCCUCGGCCGUCCGCUUCCAGGGGGAAUGGGACCUGCAGCCGCUGCCUGAGAUCGUCUCCACCCUGGAAGAGCCCACCCCGCACUGCCCCACCCGUGGGGCCCAGAGCCCCGCUGGCCCCAUGGUGGUCAACAUUGGCCGUGGCAGAGCUUGAGAGGGGGCCUCCAACCCUCCUCCCU